CAGUAUUUUAGCUCCUAUAUUUAUUUUAUAUUUGUUUGAGAUGGAGAAUCUAUAUCAUCAAACCAAUAAAAUGGUUCAUGAGAUCCAACAAAAUAUGGGACGAUUAGAAACGGCACGAGAUGAAGACAUCCACGUCAUUGAAAAUGAAUUACAAGCUCGAAUUGAUCAAAUUGUUGGUAAUUGUGACAGGCUGGAUAUUUUGGUAAACAAAGAACAUCCGACGAGGCGGCAAAAUGCGAGGUUAAAGGUCGAUCAAGUCAAAUAUGAUUGUCAACAUUUACAAUCUGCAUUGCGUAAUUUCCAACAUAGAAGAUAUGUGAGAAAUCAGCAGCAAAGAGAAAGAGAAUUAUUAAUGGAAACUAAAUUUACUACAAACGACGCUGAUACUUCGAUACAGAUGGAUGCCAGCUUAAAUCACCAUCAUAAAUUACAGGGUGCUCAUAAGGGAAUGGAUGAUCUCAUAAGUCAUGGCAGUAGCGUGAUAGAAAAUUUACGAAACCAGCGUGGAUCUUUAAAAGGAAUCAAAACCAAAAUGCUAAAUAUCGCCAACACUCUUGGAAUGUCGAACACUGUCAUGCGUUUGAUUGAAAAACGAACGACUCAGGAUAAAUUUGUUCUUUUCGGUGGAAUGAUACUUACAACAAUUUUCAUGUUUCUCAUUUGGAAAUAUUUUGCUUAAUUUUUUUUUAUCUGUUGGUGGAUAACGCUUAUUCACAAGGAGAACGAUUGAUGCCAUCCCACAAAGUCUGGGUCGUGCAAUAUUAAUUACCGUAAAUGAUAUAUAUGUGUAUAUAUAGGCUACUUAAUUUUUGAUAGCCAAACUCACUAAAAACUUGAUACGCUUGUAUCCCGGUGAAAUUUUUGAUAUUCGAUUCUUAUAUAUAUAUUAUAGUGCAUACUGAAAUAUUCAUUUUUUUGAGUUGAUAUGGUUUGUAUUACUUUUUCUCAAUGCAAGGCAAGCUGAGCAUGAUUAGCACAUUUAUAUUAUGUUGGGUUACAUUUACUAGGUUUGAAAGAACCUAAAUCUCAUUUUAAGCAUUGCUUACCAACUCCAUUACACCUUGAGACAUUGGAUAUCAAUUUUUGAAUGCAUUUGUUGAAAUUUAUCUUUGGAUGUCAUUUGGUUUAUAUUUAUACUGGGCUUACUUUCUGAAAAAAUUUAGCUGUUUUACAAGGAAUACUACAAUAUACUUUAUUAUAUCAACUUUGAAAUCGAACAAAUCUGAAAAAUUCAUCAGUUUGAUCAAUUUCCAAAAUUUGUUAAUGAUUGAGUGAAACCUAUUUUUUUUUAUAAAUAUACCAAGUUUGUUGCUGGAAAUACUGAGUUUUGAAAUGAAAUCAUUUUGAAUAAUUAUCUAAUCACAGAUUUGCUAUAUCCAUAGGUAUAGGUACUGUAAGGCUGAAAGAACUGAGUUCGCUGAAAUAAAUGGCAGACAAGCCUGAUAGAGGCGGCCAAGCACGAUUGAAUAAAAAGUGUUGAAAUAAAACAGCAAUUUUUUUGAAUAAAUAGUGGGUCUUCCCAUCUUCAAGAACUGAAAAUUUGAAAUCCAUUAGCGAAAAGUCUUUUUUUCUCAACAACAAGAUAGGUCUGCACCGUGCCCAGUAACUAAUUUUAAAUGUAUUGGAUUUGUGUCUCUCAACCCUGGUGUCGUGUUAUUAUAAAUAUUGUCAGUUGUCACUAUCAAUUAACUUACAAUACAUCAGGAUAAAGAUAUGGACAGAAAACGGAAUGAGAUCACAUUCUCCUUGGUUUUUCCAACAUUAUUUAUUUUUCAACUUCAAUGUUCUCUCUAACUAACUGUUAGUUGGGUGAUUUUUUGUAGAAUUAUCAACUAUAGGGAAUUUUUGGUUGACCUUUUUUUUUAAAAUAUCUCUAUGUAUUCUUUACAAGUGAUACAUUGUUACUUAUCGAUUUUAAUCGGUAAGUAUGUUGAUAGGUAUUUGUCUGUCUGUCUGUUAGAUGCACGCGAUAUCUCACGAAAGCGAGAUUGAAUCUGCUCCAGGUUUUGCAUGUGCAUUCAUCUUA
Messenger RNA from Styela clava, 2026 nucleotides. RefSeq names its product Golgi SNAP receptor complex member 2-like. Gene Ontology annotation, biological process: vesicle fusion; intra-Golgi vesicle-mediated transport. The record is from RefSeq and is a predicted model, not a curated record. Lineage: Eukaryota; Metazoa; Chordata; Ascidiacea; Stolidobranchia; Styelidae. Gene Ontology annotation, cellular component: Golgi apparatus; late endosome membrane; endoplasmic reticulum membrane. Gene Ontology annotation, molecular function: SNARE binding; SNAP receptor activity.